Messenger RNA from Manduca sexta (tobacco hornworm), 3435 nucleotides. Its product is annotated as glycine receptor subunit alpha-2. Bases 168 to 1304 code for a protein of 378 amino acids. The record is from RefSeq and is a predicted model, not a curated record. Gene Ontology annotation, biological process: regulation of membrane potential; chemical synaptic transmission; nervous system process. Gene Ontology annotation, cellular component: membrane; neuron projection; synapse. Gene Ontology annotation, molecular function: chloride channel activity; extracellular ligand-gated monoatomic ion channel activity; transmembrane signaling receptor activity. The transcript is spliced from 9 exons. NCBI's taxonomy places the organism in Eukaryota, Metazoa, Arthropoda, Insecta, Lepidoptera, Sphingidae.
UAAUAUUAUUUUAUCGGUUAUUUAGCCUAUUAAUCAUGAAAGAAAAUAUAUAAUAAGCCCAUUAUGAUGAAAUUGAGGGAUCUUUAUAUUUAAUAAAUAUGAUUUGAAUAUAAAUUAACUAAUCACUAUGAUUUUGUAAAAUAAAUUUCGUUUUAGUAAUAUUUAAAAUGGCCGCUGAAAAACUGUUAUGGAUGACCACAGUGCUUCUCAGACUCUGGCUUGGUGCUACGGACCUCUGCUAUGCACAGUCCACACUCCUGACGUUUCAAGACCUACUCCCCGACGACCCUCGACUGUACGACAAGAUGCGACCGCCCAAGAUCAACGAUCAGCCGACAACAGUUAACUUCCACGUCACUGUCAUGGGUUUGGAUUCCAUCGAUGAGAACUCCAUGACUUAUGCCGCCGAUAUUUUCUUCGCUCAAACAUGGAAGGACUUUCGUCUAAGAUUGCCUGAAAAUAUGACUUCGGAGUACAGGUUACUGGAAGUCGACUGGUUAAAACAUAUGUGGCGACCGGAUUCCUUCUUCAAGAACGCCAAAUCCGUAACCUUCCAAACAAUGACGAUCCCGAAUCACUACGUGUGGCUGUAUAAGGACAAAACCAUACUGUACAUGGUGAAGCUGACCCUCAAACUGUCCUGCGCUAUGAACUUCCUCAUCUACCCUCACGAUACACAAGAAUGCAAGUUGCAAAUGGAGAGCUUGUCCCACACGACAGAUGACCUGGUUUUUCAGUGGGAUCCUGACGUGCCCCUGGUAGUGGAUGAGAACAUCGAACUGCCACAACUGGAACUGGUUCAGAACAGGACUGCUGAUUGCACUCAGGUUUACUCCACUGGUAAUUUCACAUGCUUGGAAGUGAUCUUCAAGUUGAAACGGCGUCUUGGCUACCACCUCUUCAACACUUACAUACCAACCUGCCUUAUCGUCAUUAUGUCUUGGGUAUCGUUCUGGAUCAAGCCAGAUGCCGCCCCCGCCCGAGUGACGCUCGGAGUGACGUCGCUCCUCACACUGUCCACGCAACACGCAAAGUCGCAGGCGCAGCUCCCUCCUGUGUCGUAUCUGAAAGCCGUUGAUGCUUUUAUGUCUGUUUGUACUGUGUUCGUGUUUAUGGCCCUGAUGGAAUACUGCUUGGUGAAUAUAGUUCUUGGUGACGGUGCUGGCAAACCAAAGGAGGCAGCGGAAGCAGCCAAGGCCCGCAUGCGAGCGAUCAAUAUAGACCGGUUCUCGCGCGUGUUCUUCCCGUUCCUGUUCUCAGUGCUCAACGCCACCUACUGGCUUCAGUUCGCGCAGUACAUCUGACUGCAUUAAUGUGGUUUUGUUGCUUUAUCCUUCAGUUACAUCUUCAAUAGCUGCAAAAUACUGUCAGGCGUGUCAUUCAAUGGUAUAUUUAUGUUUCUAUUCUACUUCUGUUUCAAUUUCGCGAUAAAUUACGUAUCUAACGUAUCUUCGUAAGCUCAGUUAAUUAGUCCGCAAACGCUGUCAUGUUGAUGAUACAUACAAUACUAAUAUAUUAUUGACGGAUGUUUUAACAUCUUAAGUUCAGCAACUGUCAGAACCUACAUAUCACAGUUGGUUAUCAGCAAUAUGUUGACGUUGUCCGUGUGUGUGAUGCCAAUAUAAAUGCGGUUGCAAAGAUUUGCAAUUCAGACAUAGAUGGGAAGCAAUAUGCUUUUGUUUUGAGAAUAAUUAACAACCUCUAAUGGGCUGGCUGUGAAAGUAAAGACAAUGGGCUCAGAUCCCACUUCGAAAGAAUUAAGGACAUUACUUCUUAGAGAAACCUCAUUUAAAGAUGACGCGAAGUGAAACUAAAGGAGUAAAUCAGAAACACUAAUUAUACAGUUACGUUUAAAAUUAUCGUCAUCUAUUGAAGGCAUUCUGUAUGUUUUCUGUUACUAUUUUAUUUAGAUUAACCCGUUCUGGUAUUAAGUACCCUUCAUUUAAAAAAAAUAUUUAUUUUGAUAAAUUUUAGAUCAUCGAUUUCUUAUUGGUUUAUUUCGCAAAAUUUCAGAAAAAGAUUUUUUUUAUGACUUUUCACUAAUAAAGUGUACGUAUAUUAAAAUAAUUGGCAUAACUUCUAUUUUUUUCCGAUUUCCUUCCACCAUCACAAGUUUUGCCAUUAUUUAAAUGUUCAUCCAUUGUAUUCUUUGUUUCUAAGCAUCGUCAAAAUACCUAUUUUUCAAAAAUAAAAGAAUCUUGUGACCAUCAUUGUUAACCAAAAUGCCAUUGUUCACUUUGUUGGCAUUCUCUUUAAUUUUUGGACUUUUGUCCAUUACUUCACAUUCAAUAUCCUAUAUUAGUAAAAUAACUAUAUUAUAACUGCGUCGUUCUUUUAGAUAGUAUAUAGUCAUGUGUGAACUAUCGCUGUCACCUGAACGCUAAAGGACGCCUUCGGCAUCUAAAACUUCGGGAGAUCGACUACUCGCACUGUCGUCCACUUCGGAGUCACUGUAGUCGAUAGCAACCCCCCCUGCAAAUGUCAAUUUAACCUUAGAAUAUGGUUCCCACUCUCAAUAAAGUUUAUUGUGUUUACUCUUGAAUUUUAAUUAUUACAUAAUAUUUUAAUAUGAAAAUCUGUCUAGUCGUUGCGCUCUUUUUAGUGGAAACAUUUUAGUGGAAAAGGUCAAAUUAUGUGCCUAAUUAGGGUGUACUUGAAGUCUUCUCCAUUAAACAGGCAACGAUAUCCCGAAAGGAGCCGUCGAUAGUUCACACCAGAAAUUUAUGAAAGUACAAAGAUCUGCAAUUCAAGCACGGUUGGGCAGCAAUAAGCCAUUUUUUAAAUAAUUAAUAUCGUCUAAUGGCCUGUCUGUGAAAGAUCGGAGGUUCAAACCCUACUUUUAAACAUUAAAAUACAGUUUGUCAGGAGCAAGACUGGAGUUAAUAGCAUUUGGGAGUGAAAUGUUGGGAGUUAUUUCAAUGCCGUUUAGGUUAAAAGCGUACAACGUAAUUAGAUAAUGUGUGAAAAUGACAACGCGCACUCUCGACGACUUUAUACCGCGCAUAUAAAAAAAAAACACAUUUCUCCCAAACUCGUUUACCGCACAUUUUAUUUAGUUCAUCGGCGCGUACAAAAAGGUCAUAUGCACAGGAUUUUAAAUCGUUUAUAAUGUUUGAGUACGGUAAUUGUCUUUAAUCUUUAUGGUAGUAGAGUUUAAUGUGUAAUGGUGUUACAAAUAGUUAUAAUUUUCAAAGACUCGUUUAAUAUGAGGCAUAGUGAUUGUCUGAUAUGGAUAACUCAAGACGUCACGAAGAGUAACAGGCGUGGGUACUUAAAAGAAAUAUUGGAAUUCAUGCUUGAAUUGCAGAACUGUGUACGAAGCUAUAUCUGAACAAGACUUUGACAUAUUCAAGGCUGAGAAAUUUGGUAGAGCACAUUUCGGAUGAGCGACGGUAAAAUAUAAAUGAGCUCUGAAUUAUCAUUGACGUAUAUUCU